Molecule: messenger RNA, 522 nt
Organism: Lycium barbarum (goji berry)
Lineage: Eukaryota; Viridiplantae; Streptophyta; Magnoliopsida; Solanales; Solanaceae
Exons: 2
Coding region: 1-522 (173 amino acids)
Source: RefSeq, a predicted model, not a curated record
AUGGUUGUUACUGAUAAGGAUGAACAAGCUGUUGACUCAAGUAUUCCAAUGUACAUGCAUCCAUAUGAUAAUGCAGGUGCAUUGCUAGUACCGAGUAUUUUUAAUGGAAUUGCUUAUAGAUCAUGGAGGAGAGGAGUAUUGAGAUCCCUCUUAGUGAAAAAUAAACUCGGUUUCAUUAAUGACGACUGUAAAAAACCAGAUUCUAAUUUUCCACGGUAUCGAUUGUGGGAGAGAUGUGAUAAUAUGAAUGAACUAGAAGAUCAAUAUGAUCAGACUAAUGGUACAAGACUCUACCAAAUUCAGAGGGAAAUCAAUGAUUUGUCACAAGGAAACAUGGACAUUACUGGUUACUACACUAGGAUGAAGCAGUUGUGGGAAGAGUUGAAUAAUCUAAAUGCUAAAACACAGUGUAGUUGUAAUUGCACUUGUGGAGCUAACGAGAAUAUGCAUAAAGUAGAACAGGAUAGAAAAUUAGUUCAGUUCCUGAUGGGAUUAAAUGAAGUUUAUACUAUUGUUAGAUGA